CCGGAAGGCCGGAAGGAGCGAGACCGGCAGGCAGCGGGCCCGCCUUUUCCGCCCUGGGCCCGGAAGGGUGAUGUGGCUGAGGCUUCGCCGGCCUCACUAUGUCUGCCAUUUUCAAUUUUCAGAGUCUGUUGACUGUAAUCUUGCUGCUUAUAUGUACCUGUGCUUAUAUCCGAUCCAUGGCACCCAGCCUCCUGGACAGAAAUAAAACUGGAUUGUUGGGUAUAUUUUGGAAGUGUGCCAGAAUUGGUGAACGGAAGAGUCCUUAUGUUGCAGUAUGCUGUAUAGUGAUGGCCUUCAGCAUCCUAUUCAUGCAGUAGCUUGGAAAAAUACCUGAAUUUAAUUGCCAUCAGAUUUCAAUAUAAAAAGGGGACUUAUCUGCAGAAAAUAAUGCAAAGAAUGGAUAACUUUGUUUCAACAUUGAAUGAGAUAAAUUCCCAGCUGCUGUU
Molecule: messenger RNA, 446 nt
Organism: Myotis davidii
Lineage: Eukaryota; Metazoa; Chordata; Mammalia; Chiroptera; Vespertilionidae
Gene: TMEM167A
Product: transmembrane protein 167A
Exons: 4
Coding region: 99-317 (72 amino acids)
Biological process (GO): protein secretion; intracellular transport
Source: RefSeq, a predicted model, not a curated record